UAUUAUAAUCGUCAUUAUAAUAUCGUUUAUCGUACACCUGCACCUAUAAUAUAUACUUAUCGCUGCAGUAGUUUAUAUAUACACACAUACACACACAAAUAUUAAAUAUAUACACUCAUUCAUCGAACAAUUUCUAGUCGCCGCUGCAAGCGAUCCACCAAAAAGCAGAUUCAGAAAUAACAGAUAUCGUAUCGCAUAUUACAUACCAAGGUACCUAGGUUAAGAUAAUAACAACAAUAUGUUUCUGUCGUACGCCACCGUGCCCAUGUUCGCUUUCAUGAUACUGUUGAAUUUCUUCUUCAUGUACUCGCCCAUCGAAUCGGCGAUGAACGGAAAGAUCUACGAUACGUGCCAGAAGUGUCUGGCUGACACUUGCCACAAAAAAUUGAACAGGCCGUGCAUUUUCAGAAACGGCGGGUACUUUUGUUUCACGUGUGAUCCCGAAAAUGGCAACCAAAAGUUCUACUCCGAAGCCGAAUGCAAGAGCGUGUGCAAGGGCUUCAGCAAGACAUGCGUUUGUGCCGACGCGUGUUACGUGUGCAUCGCAAAGGGCAUCGAAAAGACUAAUUUAGGGAAAUGCAAUAUGCCAACCAUUGAUGAACUGGACGUAGUGUGCAAGUAAGUUCCGUACGGCACCACUAGCACGCCCGCCGUGAAAUUAUAAUUAAAAUAAUAUUAUGAUACUUAAUAAACAUAUUUUCAAUUAGGAUUUUUGUUCUUAAAAAAAUAAUACCCCAUUACAUAAUAAUAUUAUAUAGUUUUAAUAUACGCAUUCAAUCAAUCACCACCGUAAAGAAUUUAAUAUUGUUUUAAUUGUUUUACUUCUCAUUAUAUUUUCGUACAAUACGUAUAGCCUCCCCCGCCGGGUCGCAGCGAACCGUCGUCGUUAUUAUUUUGACGCAUGUAUAGUUCGUAAACUAUUUUUAAAACUAUGCUCCCGAUUGGUAAUAUUAUUAAUUUAUAUAGGUCUGAUUGUCAACCGUUCCCAAAAAUGUGUUCGCUGGGGGGGAAAAAACAACGAAAAU
Molecule: messenger RNA, 1025 nt
Organism: Metopolophium dirhodum (rose-grain aphid)
Lineage: Eukaryota; Metazoa; Arthropoda; Insecta; Hemiptera; Aphididae
Exons: 1
Coding region: 239-622 (127 amino acids)
Source: RefSeq, a predicted model, not a curated record